GAUUGACGAACUUUGACAACUGGUUAAAGUAGAAGGGGCGUUUGUUCGCAAUUUACAGGAAUAAAAAGUCGGACGCCAUUUUGUAAUUUCGAAUCAAUUAAUCGGUUCAUCAAAAUUUAUUCAGAACAUCUAUUUGAAAUUCGAAAGGUACAUCUUUGAAAUGUGUCUGUGAUACGUGAAAUUCAUUCUGUCUAACGGUAUUUAUUAUGUUUUGAGUUGCUUUGUUAGUACUUCAUAUACCCAAUAGUUAUCUAGUAUUAAAAGAGUUAAGUGGUAAAAAUGAGUUCCAAAGAUGAUGAAUACGAUUAUCUCUUCAAAGUGGUCCUAAUCGGAGACUCAGGCGUAGGAAAAAGUAAUUUAUUAUCAAGAUUUACUAGAAAUGAAUUCAACUUGGAGUCCAAGUCAACUAUAGGAGUAGAGUUCGCAACACGCAGUAUGAAGGUGGACGGUAAAACGAUAAAGGCCCAGAUAUGGGACACGGCGGGCCAGGAAAGGUACCGCGCCAUCACGGCCGCCUACUACAGGGGCGCCGUCGGCGCUCUGCUCGUCUACGACAUCGCCAAACACCUCACCUACGAAAACGUAGAACGCUGGCUGAGGGAACUCAGAGAUCACGCGGACCAGAACAUCGUAAUCAUGCUGGUUGGUAACAAAUCCGAUCUCAGGCAUCUAAGGGCCGUUACCACGGAGGAAGCGAGGACUUUUGCCGAGCGCAACGGCCUCUCCUUCAUCGAGACCUCGGCGUUGGACUCGACAAACGUCGACAUGGCCUUCCAGAACAUAUUGUCAGAAAUUUAUAGAAUUGUAUCACAGAAGCAGAUAAGAGAUCCCCCAGAAGGUGAUACCAUUCGGCCACAGAACGUAGAACCAAUAGAUGUUAAGCCUACAAUGAAUAGUGAUGGAGUUCGCAAACAGUGUUGCCAGUAACACUUUUUUUAGCAAUAUAUUGAACAACUAUUCAAACACAGAUUCUGCAUAUAUAGUAGUGAUUUCUGUACCAUUCACCAGUGGCUAUUUGUGUUGUUUUUUAUUGAAAAAUCUUGAUAUAAAUGUUGCCGAAGGAAGAGUGACGAGCAUCUAAAGUUGCUGCACAUUGUUUUUCGAGAUUUUUUACAUACUGUAUAUUUUGUUUAAGUUCAUAUUUAUAUUUUUGGUAUGUAAUAGGCUCUAUAUUUAGAUAGUGUUUAUAUUGAAAUAAUUAAAGCAAAAUUUAUGCUUGAGGCAUGUGAUUUUAAUCAAGAACAAAAGAAUUGUUUUUGUUUUGUUAUUUUCUUCCGGGAUUCUUCAAAAAAAUUUUAUCACAAGUAUCAACCGGCAUUUUCUUCUUAAGCUUCAGCAGAAAAAAUUAUAACAGAUAAGAUAUAAUGGAAAGUGAAUUUAAAUUGAAUAUCUAACUAAUAUUGAUUUUAAUGUACAGUUCUCCAUUAUAAUGCAAGAAAGAGUUUACCCCGUAUUUGGUACUAAAACAAAUUAACCUGGUUUUCUUGGAAUUUCACUUGUAUGUAUAUAAUUGUGGUGCUAGUUUGAGGAUCUGUAGGGAUUUCUUUGAAACAAACUGUAUUUAAAUGUACAUUGCGUACACGUCCAUUAUUGAGUUUUCUUAUUUCAGCCUUUGAACUCUUUCUACAUAACUGAUAUAUGAUGUAACAUAAGCUUUGUCUCAAAAGUUUUAUUAUAUUUAAUUUUCAAAUAAAAUAUGUAUAUUUAAAUGUG
Messenger RNA from Coccinella septempunctata (seven-spotted ladybird), 1713 nucleotides. RefSeq names its product ras-related protein Rab-11A (gene Rab11). The transcript has 5 exons. Gene Ontology annotation, cellular component: recycling endosome. NCBI's taxonomy places the organism in Eukaryota, Metazoa, Arthropoda, Insecta, Coleoptera, Coccinellidae. The record is from RefSeq and is a predicted model, not a curated record. Gene Ontology annotation, biological process: exocytosis. Gene Ontology annotation, molecular function: GTP binding; GTPase activity. The coding region runs from base 280 to 927 and encodes 215 amino acids.